AUGCUGCACGUGGCUAAUGCUAUUUUUCUGAGUAGAGGGCUGGCAGAGCUGAACAUCGGCUUGGAACUCCGAACGAAGAAAUAUUUCGAUCGAACCGAUAGCAUUGAAAUACCGAUCGUUGUGAUGUUAGCGUUGAUUCUUUUCGUCAGCUCGUUCACCAUUGUACCAACUGAAGAAAAACGGUCACUAUUCAAACGGCAGCAGUUAAUGACUGGUUUAUGGUCUGGGACGUAUUGGUUUGUCACACUAUUAUACGACGCUAUCGUAGUGGCACUAGUAUGCUUGGCAAUAUUUGGCAUUAUUGCAAUUUUUGUUUCGGGCGUCAGUUGGCUGUUCCUGGGAUUAAUGUGCCUGUACUGUGUGAUCAACCUUCCAUUAGUGUACUUGGUGUCUUCGAUUCUAUGCUGUGUCGGUGGCUCGUUUUUAUUUCUACUCAUUUUUCAAUCACUCGCUUUUAUACCCCCUCUUAUUGUUGGUCUAUACCUCAAAAAACCGUCAACGUCAACAAUACGUGUUGGUAAUGACGUCACUGAAGAGAAAGAGCGUCUGAACAAAUUUAAUGCAAAAUCGGCACUAAUAGUGAAGGAAUUGAACAGUACUGAAUGGACAUUACGCUCAUUAGUGUGCCUAGCACCAACAGAAUCCCCUUGA
Cooperia oncophora is the source of this 651-nucleotide messenger RNA. NCBI's taxonomy places the organism in Eukaryota, Metazoa, Nematoda, Chromadorea, Rhabditida, Trichostrongylidae. The record is from the annotation of a GenBank genome assembly.